Messenger RNA from Onychostoma macrolepis, 1885 nucleotides. RefSeq names its product tripartite motif-containing protein 16-like. The record is from RefSeq and is a predicted model, not a curated record. Gene Ontology annotation, molecular function: zinc ion binding; protein binding. Lineage: Eukaryota; Metazoa; Chordata; Actinopteri; Cypriniformes; Cyprinidae. Bases 1 to 1656 code for a protein of 551 amino acids. The transcript has 6 exons.
AUGGCAGGAGCCAGAGUUUUUCAGGAAGAGUUCACGUGUGUAGUGUGUCUGGAUCUCCUGAAGGAUCCAGUGACCAUCCAGUGUGGACACAGUUACUGUAAGAGCUGUAUUACAGGCUGCUGGGAUCAGGAGGAUCAGAUGAGAGUCUACAGCUGCCCUCAGUGCAGACAGACCUUCAGUCCAAGACCUGCUUUAGCUAGAAACACCAUGCUGGCUGAAGUGGUGGAGAAACUGAUGAAGACCAAACUCUCUGCUGACUGUGACGCUGGAGCUGGAGAUGUGCAGUGUGACGUCUGUACUGGAAGAAAAUACAAAGCCGUCAAGUCCUGUCUGGUGUGUCUGAACUCUUAUUGUCAAACUCAUUUUGACCGUCAUAAGGAAUUUCAUUCACAUAAGCCACACAAAGUGAUUGAUGCCACUGGACGACUGCAGGAGAUGAUCUGCCAGAAACAUGAGAAGAUCCUUGAGGUUUUCUGUCGCACUGACCAGAAAUGUAUAUGUGUGCUGUGUACGAUGGAUGAACAUAAAAACCACAACAUUGUAUCAGUUGCAGCACAGAGGACAGAGAAACAGAAGCAGCUGAAGGAGACGCAGAAGACGUUCCAGCAGAGAAUCCAGCAGAGAGAGAAAGAUCUCCAGCAGCUGAGAGAGGCUGUGGAGUCUCAGAAGCGCUCUGCACAGACAGCAGUGGAGGACAGUGAGAGGAUCUUUACUGAGCUCAUCCGCUCCAUUGAGAGAAGCUGCUCUGAGCUGAUACGGCUGAUCAGAGAUCAGGAAAAGCAAGCAGUGAGUCGAGCUGAAGGACGACUGGAGCGACUGGAGCAGGAGAUCAAUGAUCUGAGGAGGAGAGACGCUGAGCUGGAGCAGCUUUCACACACACAGGAUCACAUCCAGUUCCUGCAGAGUUUCCAGUCUCUCUCAGCACCUCCUGAAUCUACAGAUGGAAAUGACAAUCCCUUCAUUUCUCUCGUCUCUUUUGAUGGUCUGAGAGAAUCUGUCCAUCAGCUGCCAGAAAAACUGGAGGAUUUCUGCAAAGAGGAGCUCAAGAAGAUCUCAGACAGAGGUAAAGUCCUGGAGAUUCAUCUGCUCUCAGAAACCAGUCCAUCAUCCAGGAACCACUUCCUACAAUAUUCCCAUCAGCUCACUCUGGAUCUGAAAACAGUGAAUAAACACAUCCAUCUGUCUGAGAACAACAGAGUGAUGACUGUCACUGGCACACAUCGGCUGUAUCCUGAUCAUCCAGACAGAUUUGAUGCGUGGUCUCAGGUGUUGUGUAGAGAGAGUGUGUGUGGACGCUGUUACUGGGAGCUGGAGUGGAGCGUGAAUGAUGUGUCUGGCGGUGUGUUAAUAUCAGUGUCAUAUAAGAGCAUCAGCAGGAAGGGUGAUAAGUGUGGGUUUGGAUUCAAUGAUCAGUCCUGGAGUUUGUUCUGCACUCCCUCCAGACACACGUUUGGACACAAUAACAUAUGGAUUGAUCUCCCUGUGAAGCCCAUCAUCAGGAGAAUAGGUGUGUUUGUGGAUCACAGUGCAGGAACUCUGUCCUUCUACAGCGUCUCUGACACAAUGAGACUCAUCCACACAGUCCAGACCACAUUCACUCAGCCACUCUAUCCUGGGUGUUAUGUUGGUUCUGGAUCAUCAGUGAAACUAUUUUAAAUUAUUUAAAACAUUUUUAAAAUAAAUUUCUUUGAUACUUUUGGAGCUUUGGUGUUGCCAACAUUGCAUUUCUAAUAUGCUUCUACUUGUUUUUUAGUCAAGCACCCAUUUGAGAUCGAUGUGCGUGCUGUUGCUUACUCUUUGUUUUUAUUAUCAUGCAUUUAAAGAGAUAGUUCACCCAAAAAUGUUCUGUCAUUAAUUACUCACCCUCAUGUCGUUCCAAACCUGU